GAUUUCAUUUACCGAGUAGGCAGUUAGUUAGUGUGUGCGUGUUUUCAUUUCUACUUUCUUUCUCACCGAUUUUCAGCAGAACGUGCCUCAUGGCCACCGCACCUUCAUCAUCGUCGCCGCCACCGCCUGUCACCGCCGACACCAGCACCACUCCACCGCCUUCUUCUUCGGUAGUUCCCAAGGCUUCCCCUUCUCCUGUCUCCGCCAUCGAUUUCUUCUCCCUCUGUCACCUGCUCAAGACAAGAAAGAGAACAAGAUGGUUGAGAAGUGACGUUAAGAAUCCAGAAUCUAUGGCUGAUCAUAUGUAUCGAAUGAGUUUGAUGGCGCUGAUUGCACCGGAUGUUCCCGGUCUUGACCGAAACAAGUGCAUAAAAAUGGCCAUUGUUCACGACAUUGCAGAAGCAAUGAUUUUGGACACAACCCCCCUUGAUGAAAUUUCAAAAGAAAUAAAGCAUCAACGAGGAAAAGCGGCAGUUGAUUAUAUGUGCCGAAUACUUGGAGUAGGAGAAGGAUCAAGAGGAAAGGAAAUUACUGAGCUGUGGAUGGACUAUGAAGCAAAUUCUUCUCCAGAAGCGAAAUUUGUCAAGGACCUUGACAAGGUCGAAAUGAUACUUCAAGCGCUGGAUUAUGAAGAAGAUGAGCAAGGGAAUGAUCUGGAUGAAUUUUUCCGCUCGACUGCUGGGAAGUUUCAAACUGAAAUUGGCAAAGCUUGGGCAUCAGAGAUUGUUUCAAGAAGGAACCAUACCUAAAUCGCCUAGGUAUUCUGAUUCAACUCAGAAGUUAAUGAGUUCCCUUGAGAGGAAAGUGGAAAGGGUGAGGGAUUCCUUUAAAAGUUUGUAUCUCAAAUGGCUAUUGUAGCAUGGUGUAGGUAUCUUAACAGUGUACAGAUAACCAAUAUAGCAGGUGUGCAUGAAGCAACAUUUAGAAGAGAUGAUUUAGCUGGAUUAUCUUGUAUUACUAUACUUUGAACCUUGUCUCAUAUUCAUUAGACUUCAUUGAUUUGGGAUGA
This is a messenger RNA of Lathyrus oleraceus (garden pea), 1009 nucleotides long. RefSeq lists its product as uncharacterized. The transcript is spliced from 8 exons. The record is from RefSeq and is a predicted model, not a curated record. Gene Ontology annotation, cellular component: cytoplasm. The coding region runs from base 90 to 749 and encodes 219 amino acids. Gene Ontology annotation, molecular function: 5'-deoxynucleotidase activity. Lineage: Eukaryota; Viridiplantae; Streptophyta; Magnoliopsida; Fabales; Fabaceae.